This is a messenger RNA of Striga asiatica, 1044 nucleotides long. NCBI's taxonomy places the organism in Eukaryota, Viridiplantae, Streptophyta, Magnoliopsida, Lamiales, Orobanchaceae. The record is from the annotation of a GenBank genome assembly.
AUGCAGCAUGAUCUCCCGAAGAAAGAACGAGAUCCCGGGGGCUUCGUGAUUCAGAUAGCCCUUGGAAACGGAAAAGAGGCUUCGGGAAUGCUAGACUUGGGAGCAGGAAUCAAUCUCAUGCCCUUCUCCAUCUUUCAGCGACUUGGCCUGGGGGACUUGAGGCCAACCCGGAUGUGCCUCCAGCUAGCAGACCGUUCAAUCCGGUACCCUAAAGGAGUAGUGGAAGAUGUCCUUGUCCGUGUUGGGAGACUCAUUGUCCCAGUGGAUUUCGUCGUCCUAGACGUCGGGGAUGUACAGGAGAAUGGGAAGGAUCACACCAUCCUUCUCGGCAGACCAUUCAUGGCUACCACAAACACCCUCAUUGAUGUGAAGAAUGGGACCCUGAACAUGACCGUCUUGGGCGAGUCCGUUUCUAUUUCAGUCCGAGAGGCCACAUCUGCAUCUUCAGUGAACUUUGUGGAGGAGUGCGCCUUUGUUGAUGUUAGUGACCCAUGUGUGCAAGAGGUUACUAUACGUGACUAUGAAGAGAGGACAAUGCCUGAUCUGGAUGAUGAAGAAGAGCCAACCAUUGAGCUCUUUGCCGUUGACGAGCCCCACACACCGACUCCACCCACUCUAGAGCUCAAGGAACUGCCCCGCCACCUCAAAUAUGUCUUCCUUGAUGACGAAAAGCAAAAGCCGGUUAUCAUUUUUACCGAGCUUAAUGGUGACGAGGAGAAGGAGUUGAUUGAUGUACUCAGGAAGAAUCAAAAGGCGAUUGGAUGGAGCCUUGGGGACAUUAAGGGAAUCAGCCCCUCCACAUGCAUGCACAGGAUCAUCCUAGAAGAGGGUGUCAAGCCAUUUCGAGACAGCCAGCGGAGACUCAACCCGAACAUGAUGGAGGUGGUGAAGAAAGAGGUGUUGAAACUCUAUUCCGAGGGACUCAUUUAUCCAGUAGCAGACAGUGAGUGGGUCAGCCCGAUCCAUGUGGUGCCGAAGAAAGGUGGUAUUACAGUGAUAGAGAAUGAGAAAAAAGAGAUGACUAUCGGCGCCUCAAUGCCGUAA